GUUACCCCACUGGUAUAAACUCAGCGUCAUUCGUACUACUAGUAACCCGCGAGGUGGUCAAUGCGGAAACAGGUGUUGAACGAUAUCACAGAUAGACGAUUCGAUUGACGGCGUUAUUAGGACGUACUUACGCAACUCGCUAGUACAGAAACGUGCAAUACUAUGACGGUGAAAAUACAAUAGCUGACGAGUUCUCUUUUUGGAAGAAAAUUGGAUCAAAGACAUGACAUGCUUACCUAAGAGCUGCACAACUGCAUGAAGAGACAUGACUCAUAAUGCAUGUGGGAAAGGCUACAUUCCUGAAAGUGUUGUUUCUCAUUGUGGGAGUUGGGAUUUUGUGGAUUUUCUAUGACCAGACGUUACAUCGCCACAGAAAAGGUAGAAUCAAGCUGAAAGACACAGGCCGUCCUGUGCAACAUAUGGUCCAAACCGAUCAUGAUGUCAAGACUCAUGUGCAUGCUUUCAUUCCAAACAAAGACUCUGUACAUCUAACAGUUGAAAAGGAGGCAGAUGUCAGUAUAAAAUCACCUGGGGAGAACAACAGGACUGGAACAUAUCCCCAUGGAUCAUGUAUCAAAGGCUUUAUACAAAAAAAGUUAAGAGAAUUUAUGCUAAGCUUUGACCCUGACAUGCACAUGUUCAUCACUCAGAACUACAGACAGUGGGGUGUGCUGGGUAAAUCCUCGCUCAAUGGACUGCCGUUUGAUUUCUCUAGUGCGAACUUAGUUAGAUUGGACACACUGUUGAAACUUCUCCCCAGCAAUGGCCGACCAGUUAUCAAAAGUGACAAUGGGUGCAGAAGAUGUCUGGUUCUUGGCAGUUCAGGGGUACUUCUGGACAAAGGGCUUGGGCCGGUAAUAGAUGCCUUUGAUGUAGUUAUCAGGAUGAAUGAUGCUCCAGUCAAAGGUUAUGAAAAGGAUGUGGGGUCUCGGACAGACUUUCGAAUUUUUUACCCGGAGAGUUCAACUUUGAACCAGGCCGACCUUGAUUCCAGUGCCUACUAUGUUGUCGUUAUGUACAAGAGUAACGACUUAAAUUGGCUGCAAGCUAUCCUGACCAAGGUAAAACCUACUGGACAUUUUUGGAAGAGUAUUGCGCAGAAGCUGGACAUUGAUCCUGCUCGGUUCCUGAUUCUCAACCCUCAAGUUCUGCAGGUAGCAGCAAGGGAACAUGUCAGGCUACAGGGCAAGUGGCCCACCAUGGGUCUGAUAGCCAUGACCUUUGCCCUUCACUACUGUGAUGAAGUUGACCUGGCAGGGUUUGGGUACGGGUCGUCCAUCCUUAACCAUUACUACGAGCACAUUACCGGAGGUCAGCCUGACGGGGGCACACAACAUAAUGCAACUGCAGAGAAGGACUAUCUCAUAUGGCUGCUACAUGAGGGAAUUAUAGGUCAUGAUUUGACUGGUGUUUAUAAAGAUCACAAGUAGUACUAGUAGUAUAUUGUAUAUGAUAUCUGAAAUACAUCUAUGCAAAGAGGCAAGACAACAAUGUUAUUAUGUAGAGCAUACAUGUAUGUAGAUAAUCUGAAUAAGAAUAUCACAUGAAACAUCUAUUUUAUGCAAAGUAUUUUGAUGAAAUGAGCUUAGUAUGUUGUUUUAAUUGGUGCUAUACUUUCUAUACAGUGUCAUGUACCUUGACUGAGUCUGAGGGCAAAAUGACGUUAUAUGGCCACAUGACAUCUACAUCCUAAUUGCUCACUGUGAAACAGUGGUAACAGUCUUGACAUUUUGAGAUCUACUUUUUAAUUGAUAUCAAAAGAGGUAUAAUAAAUAGAUUACUUUUCA
Molecule: messenger RNA, 1787 nt
Organism: Branchiostoma belcheri (Belcher's lancelet)
Lineage: Eukaryota; Metazoa; Chordata; Leptocardii; Amphioxiformes; Branchiostomatidae
Product: lactosylceramide alpha-2,3-sialyltransferase-like
Exons: 10
Coding region: 276-1430 (384 amino acids)
Molecular function (GO): sialyltransferase activity
Source: RefSeq, a predicted model, not a curated record